Pipra filicauda (Wire-tailed manakin) is the source of this 1325-nucleotide messenger RNA. RefSeq names its product HYDIN axonemal central pair apparatus protein (gene HYDIN). The transcript has 6 exons. The record is from RefSeq and is a predicted model, not a curated record. Lineage: Eukaryota; Metazoa; Chordata; Aves; Passeriformes; Pipridae. The coding region runs from base 506 to 1123 and encodes 205 amino acids. Gene Ontology annotation, cellular component: axoneme. Gene Ontology annotation, biological process: axonemal central apparatus assembly; cilium movement.
CCUGCACCUCAGGCCCCAGCUCCACUUCAAGUCUGAGGAACUGGACACUGAGAAGGUUUUUGUUGGGCCAGCCCACAGAUAUGAGGCUUUCCUCGCACCUUGUCCUGCCGCCUGACCAACACCUCCCUGAUGCCCAUGGCCUUCACCCUCCACAUUCCUGGGGACGGCUCUGGAGAGCCCAGCCUCACCAGCUCGGACCAGACAUCCAGCAACACUCACCCAUCCUGGAGAAAGGGAGCUCAGGGUCUCACGAAGCCAAUGGAAUUUACCAUAACGCCCUGCAGAGGGACCAUCUGCUCCCAGGCAUUCCAGGAUAUCCAGCCUCACUCCCUGCUGUUACCAGUUCAAAAUAACAAACUAAGGACGACACACCCACCAACUGUUCUGGACCACAGAAGGGUUCAGCAUCGUUCAGCAGCGUCGUGGCCUUGGUACCACCAAGGGCAAAAGCACUUCCCAGGUCCCCAAACCUGCCAGCCCCGUGUUCAAGCUGCAGCCGCCGCAGAUGGAGCUGGUGCCGGGCCAGACCAAGGACAUGGUGCUGGAAGGCUUCUCCAGCACCCCCCAGCCCAUAAAACUAGACAAAGGGGAGGAACGUCACAUCCAAUUUAACCCAGCUUAUGAAAAGGAUUUGUAUAGCUGGGUAGCAGAGAAGACACUGAACAUGGAGUUCAUGGAGCAUCCCCAUGAGGAGCAGAUCACCAUUCGGGGAGAAGUCUACUUCCCAAACCUCCAUAUCCAGACCAAGGCCCUGGACUUUGACUACCUCAUAAAUGGCACUGAACAAGUGGAUUGUGUGGCAAUGACCAAUUGCAGCCCAAUCCCUGUCCACUACCACUGGUCCUUCCAGACAGACAGCCAGGUGAACACCAUAAGAAUCCCCUCCGAGGGGUGCGCCGGGCUGUGGCUUCGCUGCCUGCCCGGGAUGUGGCACGUCAGCACGGGCCGGUGGAGACACCUUCUGGGGUUCAGCAGAAGUGGUCGAGACGAGCAGGGAUGUUUCCUUUCAGGUUCACAUCUUCACCACCUAAAUUCGAAGGAGGAGAGAGGCCUCCAGGUGCCACGGGCGAGAAGCUGCCCCCAGAAGGGGGUGAAGGGCUGUGACAUCCUCUACCAGCCCUGAGUGUGGCCAGAGCGAGCUCCUAUCUGCCUGCCAUGGACGGGGGAAAUAAUCAGGAUGUCUCCUUGUGUCCCUCAGUCACGAAGAGUAGGAUUGGGUGAGUUCUUUAACCAGUAGAACUGUUGUAAAUGGGUUUUGAGAAAGUAACAGUGAAGGGAAUGUUGAGGGCUUUGUAACCAACUUUGUAAGGAGUCAAACUGACUUA